This is a messenger RNA of Nelumbo nucifera (sacred lotus), 1990 nucleotides long. RefSeq names its product protein DETOXIFICATION 18-like. The record is from RefSeq and is a predicted model, not a curated record. Gene Ontology annotation, cellular component: membrane. Gene Ontology annotation, biological process: xenobiotic detoxification by transmembrane export across the plasma membrane. NCBI's taxonomy places the organism in Eukaryota, Viridiplantae, Streptophyta, Magnoliopsida, Proteales, Nelumbonaceae. Gene Ontology annotation, molecular function: antiporter activity; xenobiotic transmembrane transporter activity.
CUGGUUGUAGCAGUUGCACGAUUAAGGGGGUGUUCUGGGUUAUGCAAGUUGCCUUUUCUCAUCUCUCAACCACUCCUUAUGAGAUUUCUCAUUGAAAUCCAAUAAUCUUUCAGUCUUUGUUAGACAUCCUCCUCGCAGAGCAGAGAAUUAGGGGAGGAGGUUAUCCAUCCAAGUCUAAGAAAUUAAAGGCGUAGGAGGAGAAGAAAAUCACCAGGCAAAGAGGGUGUAAGGAUGAAUUAUUCGAGUGGUGCAACAGAACCGUUUUUAUUGGAGAGGAGAGAAUCAGGAUGGAGGAAGGUGUUGGACAUGGAGGAGGCCAAGAAACAAGUUCUGUUCUCUUUGCCCAUGAUCCUUACCAACGUCUCUUAUUACGCCAUCCCUCUCAUAUCCGUCAUGUUUGCUGGUCACCUGGGUGAGCUUGAGCUUGCAGGCGCCACCCUCGCUAACUCUUGGGCCUUUGUCACUGGUUUUGCUCUCACGACUGGUCUAAGUGGUGCGCUUGAAACACUUUGUGGACAAGGAUAUGGUGCCAAGUUAUACAGGAUGUUAGGGGUAUAUCUACAAUCGUCAAUCAUCAUCUCUUUCAUCUUCUCUGUCCUUGUAUGUUUUGUCUGGUUCUAUUCACAACCCAUACUGAUUUUUCUUCACCAAGAUCCUCAAAUAGCCCAAAUGGCUGGUCUCUACAUGAAGUAUCUAAUCCCGGGUCUCUUCUCAUUCGGCUUUCUGCAAUGCAUCCUCAGAUUUCUUCAGACACAGACUGUUGUAAUACCUCUUGUUGUGUGCUCCCUGGUCCCAUUGUUCAUCCAUGUCGGCCUUGCAUAUGUACUGGUUCACUUAACUCCUCUGGGUUUCAGGGGAGCACCAUUGGCAGCUGCUAUAUCAUUGUGGAUUUCAUUGCUAAUGCUGGCCUUCUAUGUCAACUAUGCUAACGGGUUCAAGCGUACAUGGGAAGGUCUCUCCAUGGAAUGCUUCCACCACGUACUGCCAACCAUGAAGUUGGCCAUCCCCUCUGCAAUCAUGGUAUGUCUGGAGUUGUGGGCUUUUGAGAUUCUGGUGAUACUGGCUGGAUUGAUGCCCAACUCAGAGAGAACUACUUCUUUGAUAGCAAUGUGUGUGACCACAGAGGCUGUGAUAUUCAAUAUAAUCUAUGGUUUCAGUGCUGCUGUAAGCACAAGGGUGUCAAAUGAAUUGGGAGCAACAAAUGUGGAUCGAGCUAAGAACGCUGUGGCAGUGACUCUCAAGCUUGCUGUUGUUCUGGCUCUUAUAGUUGUUAUAGCCCUGCUUCUUGGCCAUAAUAUGUGGGCUGGUUUCUUCAGUGACAGUCUUGUAAUAAAGAGUGGAUUUGCUUCCAUGACUCCACUGCUUGCCAUCUCUUUAUUACUUGAUUCAGCACAGGGUGUGUUAUCAGGUGUGUGCAGAGGAUGUGGUUGGCAGCAUUUGGCUGCAUGGACCAAUUUGGCAGCCUUCUACAUUAUUGGCAUGCCAAUAGCUAUCCUCCUUGGCUUUAAGUUUGGAUUAUAUGUUAAGGGAUUGUGGAUUGGUCUGAUUUGUGGCCUCUUCUGCCAGGCCAGCACCCUUUUGGUGAUUACAUUGCGUACAAAAUGGAAUAGACUGGAGUUCUCUUUGAACGGACAUAGUGAAAACCCUGAUUCGGAACAGAUUUGAAAGUAGAGUAAGAGAAAUAACACCAACAUGCUUGGUAAAACUACAACAUCUGGUUUUUGUUAAAACCAGUUAGCAAGAAAUAUUUGCAUAUGCGGUGAGGCAUGAGCAUGAGAUAUAUCUCUACUUCUGAAAAUUGUUUUUUUUUUUUUUUGAUUUAGGCCCAGAAAUGGAGUUUGAAAAUUGGUAUAUAUCAAGGAAUUUUGAAUUCUUAAAGCUGAACUCUGAAGUUAGCUUGUUCCUGUGACCUAGUUCUCUUAAACUGGCAUAAAACAAAGUUGGGAAGAACUAACUUAUUUUGUAGUUGUUGAGAUAGUGUUAACAGUUC